GGACCUUGACACGGUGCAGAAAACAAUCAUCAUCACACCCUGACUUCCAACUGGAGCUUCAGUGUAGACUGAGAAACGACCGUCACUGCAUCCAGUUGUUCUCUCAUGAGGAAGACACAUCUUCAUUGUAGCCAUGGUGUCGUCUGACAAUCUGGCAACAUGGUUAUUAGAGGUGAUGCUGUCACACCCAGCUCUAACCUGUGCAUUACUCCUGGUCGCUCUCGUUGCCAUCCGCUGGUACAUCAGAGAUUCCUACAAGGUGGAAGGCUUCGGCCAGAAGCAUGUGCUCAUCACAGGCUGUGACAGCGGCUUUGGGAACCUGCUGGCCAAGCAGCUGGAUAGAAAAGGCCUCCACGUCCUGGCUGCGUGCUUCACAGAGAAAGGUGCUGCAGACUUGGCAGCAGCGGCCUCCCCCAGACUGAAGACGGUGCUGCUCAAUGUUACGGACGGGCAGAGCAUCGGGAGGGCGGUGGAGUUCGUGAGCAAAGAGGUCGGAGAGCGAGGUCUGUGGGGUCUGGUGAACAAUGCCGGCACGUCCAUCCCCGUCGGCCCAAAUGAAUGGAUGCAGUUGGAGGAUUUCAAAAAGGUUUUGGAUGUAAAUCUGAUGGGAGUUAUUGACGUGACGCUCCAUUUUCUGCCUCUGCUGAAAAAGGCUCGGGGCAGGGUGGUGAAUGUGGCCAGUGUUUUUGGCAGACUGUCUAUUGCUGGUGGAGGAUACUGUCUGUCCAAAUAUGGAGUGGAAGCCUUCUCCGACAGCCUCAGGGUUGACAUGGGGCACUUUGGCGUCAAAGUGUGCAUCAUCGAGCCUGGUUUCUUUAAGACCGGUUUAACCAGACUGGAUCUUAUUGAAGCUGACCUGGAGAGACUGUGGACCCGCCUCCCUCAGGACGUCAAGGACUCCUACGGACACACGUACUUUGAUGAAUAUCUGAAAGCUCAGGAGUUCUCUAUGAAUCUGUUGGCAAGUCCUGAUCUCUCCAAGGUGACCAGGUGUAUGGAGCACGCACUGACAGCUCAAUUCCCACGCACACGCUACAGUGCAGGCUGGGAUGCCAAGUUUUUUUGGAUUCCUCUGUCCUACCUCCCUUCAUUUGUGUGCGACUUUAUUCCCAAUGUGCUUCUUCCUGCACCUAAGGGUAACAGAAACGUCUAGUAGGCAACAACACAGUGUUAUGACAUAUUUUUCUGAAUGUGAUUAAAUAAAAAAGUGUCAAGACUGUGUUACAAAAUAGUAAAUUUAUUCAUUUCAUGUCUCAGCAGCAGCAAUUUAAACGACAUGGUCACGUUGUGGAUGAUCACAGAUAC
Molecule: messenger RNA, 1305 nt
Organism: Centropristis striata (black sea bass)
Lineage: Eukaryota; Metazoa; Chordata; Actinopteri; Perciformes; Serranidae
Gene: rdh1
Product: retinol dehydrogenase 1
Exons: 6
Coding region: 134-1153 (339 amino acids)
Source: RefSeq, a predicted model, not a curated record